GAGGGGGCAUAAGCAUAUCAUGAUCAUAACAAGCAUUCCUCGAUUUUAUUACGAAACUAACAAGGCUAUAGUUGUCAACUUUCUAUUAACUUCGUUAUAAGAACGCGGAUUCGCUUAUUGAUUCAGCAAACAUUAUGAACAUCUAGAUUUUAAGUCAGAUAUCACAACAACUAUUAAUAUCUCGUCAGAUGAUUAAUUUACAUCGUUUAAAGAAGAGAUAAGAUGUCAAUUAACAGCAAUAUUGUAAAAAAUGUGUUGUAUAUAAAUGUGUUCUCUUCUUUCAUUAUUCUCCUUAUGAUUGCCUACUUUGUGAUUAAAGUGUCAUGAUAAAAGUCUUUAAAUUAUUUUUCUAAACAAUAUACUUUUGGAGAAAAUACAUAAAAUAUUUUUUAUAUAUUCGUCUGAUAUCUUAGAUAUACUUAAAUGUUCUUUCAGCGAUAUUAACUUUAGCACACAAAAUCUUUUACAACAAGAAAUAUCUUUUUUAUAUGGCAUUUAUAAAUAAUUUUAAUAUUUUUUUUAACUACAAGUUUUGAAUUAGUUAGAGAGAAAUCAAAGUUUGAUGCGAAAGAAGCAAAAGCAGUCGCGUUUACUUUCGCUGUUUAAUCCCUCAUAAACCGGAAAAAUGGAGCUAUCAAAGUAGGAAUCGAAUGUCUCGCUGCUACCUGAGGUAUUUAAUCGCGCGUAUGUAGUUCAACAUCUUCUCGUUUCUCUUCGGUUCUAAUGAUGGGGAUCGUCGUGGAAAGGAGGAUAGCGUGCAUAUAUAAUAUCGUAUAACAUUUUCGCUAUACCGUGUGCAUGACAUCGUCGAAGCGAACAUCGUCAGUGGAAGCACGGCUGACACGCGAAGAUGCAAGGGGACAUCAGGAUUUCGUCGCUAAAAGAGACGCGCAUUUGGAUGAGCGACGUUUUGUCUCUCUCUCGUUCGCGUUUGGAUGAGAAAUAUUACGUUAGGGUCAUGGCUGUAAAAGAGUGGUUCAGAAGACUGCAACCGGUGCAGCUAUACCUGGUGCUGUUCUUUACCACGACUUUUUUCUUAAUCGAGAUCAUCGCUAGUCAUGUGACGCAUUCGCUGACUCUACUCCUCAACGCAUAUCACAUGCUCUGCAAUAUCGUGGCACUUGUCGGUUGUAUCGCCUCGAUCAAGUAUAGCUAUCGAGAAAGAUACAGUAGCAAUAGCAACUGCAGUUCAGUGGGGAAUUCAUCAAUUUGCAUUAACGGGGAAGAACAGGGUUCCGUCACAUCUUUAUCAACAAAAACGAAGGAAUCAUGGUCGGACAGAAAAAUGAAAAACACAUUUGGAUGGGCCAGAAUCGACAUUGUCACGAUGCUCGUUUGCUGCGUUUUUUUGGCAUCUUUUUGUUUCUCCCUAUUAAUGGAGGCAUUGCAGACAUUGGUGCACAUCGAUCAUCUGGAUGAAAUGCAUCACCCAUUGCCCGUGCUGUGCAUCGGUGCUUCCGGAAUACUCUUGAAUGUUUUAUGUUAUAUUUUAAUCGGAGGAUUCACGUUUAAUCAGGGAAUCUUCGUGCACGUCACUGAGAAAGGAGAUGUAAUACUUUGCAGGAAUAUGAAUUUACAAGAAAGAAAGGAUGGCGAGCAACAGUUGUCGGCACAGACUAGACGAAGUCCACUGGCAAUACCAAAAAGUCAAGGCUUUAGGGAAAUGUGUCGAGAUGUUCUCGGAUGCGUUUUCGUCAUUCUAGUAUCGAUUUUAGUUUAUUUCACCGAUUCCGAUGUGGCCAAAUACAUUGAUCCAGUCUUUGCCAUUAUUUCGUCAAUUUCCUUGUUCAUCCUUUGCUACCCGUACAUGAAAGAAUCGGGUUUGAUUCUACUUCAAACAAUUCCAAAUCAUAUAAACAUCGAUUCUCUCAAAAGAGAAUUGUUGCAAGCUUUUCCGGGUAUCGUGAAUGUCCAUGAUUUACACGUAUGGCAAUUAGCAGGAGAAAAAAUCAUUUCCACAGCACAUAUCAUAUUUUUAGAUCCAACGGUUUAUGCUAGUAUCACGGAUCAAGUCACUGCCUUUUUUGUCGAAAUGGGCAUUACGCAGGUUACUAUACAGCCAGAAUUUCAUAAGAUGAAACCGAAUAUGGAUAAAACUGAUUGUCUGAUUCGUUGUCACGGGGAACACUGCAGUUCUUCCCAGUGUUGCUCGCGGGAAAAUUUCUUAGAGGAUGCUGCGUGCAAGACGGAAAAGAACACGCAUCCAAUCACUAAAAAGUACGAUAAAAAGGAGAUAAUACCAGCUACAUGUGCGAUUAGUUUGGAGAGAUUUACUAAUAAUGCGGAAGAAGCCCUAGUGAUGCGAACUGUCAAGAGCGAUCCAAUAGUAGAAAAAUCUGAACACGAUUCGACGAAUGAAAACACAUCUCGUUUGAACAGCGAACAAAAAUAAAGCAUUGUAAAUAUGACAUUCAAUUCCUGUGCGAUAACUAUAAUCGAUCGGAUAUCUACUAGUACCAGACAUCUGCAACUGCUGAUAACCAUGUGGACUACAGCAUCGUAUCUUAACUUAAUCCUACAAUGAUACUAUAUCCGCCUUAUAACAAAAACGAUACAUCAUGGAUAUGAUAUACCCAAGUCAACUUUGACUUCUAAUAACUUUCAUAAAAAUGAACAUAUAGCAAGAUUUUGUUAUCGUUAUCUCAAGCACUAAAAAUUAUACAAUCAUAACAAAAAAUUUUAUUAUCUUUAUUAAUAAAAAAAAAACUACAAUAAAUAAAAUAAAUAACAAAAAAAAAAUUCUACAAUAAACAAAAUUUCCGGGUAUUCCAUACUUAUAGUAUCAUUUUAGGGUUCAUAUAUUGUUUAUUGAUAAUAGUUUUAUUUGAUCUUUUUAUGUGGCAUAUUAUUUAAAAUAUACAAUCCUGCUCAUCACAUUAAAUGGCGUGACACUUUCGGGCCAUAAAAAUUUCAAUAUUUUACAAAAAAAAAAAAAAAAACAGAAAUUUAUUAAUUUUAUUGCAAGUAAUGUAAUAAUCAAAUAUUUUUUUUAUCAUUUUGACAUUAUCAAACAAUCACAGAUGCACUAAUUCUUUUUUUAUAAAAGUCAUAUAUAUUUUUUUAGUAUUAUAAUCUAAUUAAUAUUUUUGUUUUGAAAAAAAAUAUUAUUAGAAUUUAAAUUACUCAAAAAAAUUUAAAAUAAUUUUUAAGUUAUAUCCUAUUUUUCAUACAUACAAAAUUUUAUUCUUAUAUCAUAUUUAAAAAAAUGUAUAAACAAAUAAAAUUAUCUGGCAUCUAAAAAUAUCAAAGCUAAGCAUGAAUCGUGAUAUACGUAUAUUUUUAACGAGAAGACUGCAAGUUAGUAUUAAGUAUUUCAAAAUGUACAUAUAACGACAAGAUAUAUAAUUAAUGUCUUGUAAUUUUGGAAAUCCGGACAAUAUGUGUGCUAGUUAUCAGAAGAAUGGAAUAUUAAUUUCAUUAGAUAUAUUCAUAAUUUUUCCAGUGCAACAAAUUCAUUUUUUUUCCAAUGCGAUGAGAUGUGUAUCUCAAAAUAAACAUCGUAUAAUAUACGUUAUUCGAUUUAUAUAUUCAUAGUCAUAUAUUAUCGCUCAUAAGUAUUUAUAGGCUAAUAUUAAUAUUUUAAUAUUAACAACCAAAUAUAUCUGGAAAUCAUUCUAAAAUUUAAAUAAAAUUUAAAUUUAAAUUAAAUUUAAAUUAUACUAAAAUUUAAAUUUUAAAUACAAAAAUUGCAAAAUAUUAAUAAAUAUGCACUUAUGAGCGAUAUAAUGUGUCUAAUAUGAAUUAUAUAAUAAUUAAUUAGAAUAUAUAUAUAGUUCAAUUAUUAUACAAGUAUUAAUGACAAUUCGAUAUGUUCCUCUCUCCCAUAAAUGUAAAAUUCCUACUUUUUAAGAAAUAAUUUUUUGACCAUUAGAUAAAAUAUAUAUUAAAUCGUAAAAUUAAUAUUAUAAUUUUAUAAUCAAGAUAUUUCUUAAGAUAAACUACAGUCUUUUAUCUUGUAUAAAUAUUUUUUCUUUUACAUCGAUUUCUAAGUAAAACUGUCUUAUACCAUAUGUAUUAAUAUUAUCAAGUGAAACUAAAUAAAAUAAAAAUUAUAUACAAUUAAUUUUAAAAGAUAUAUUAUCCGUAAAAAAGAAAUCAGCAUAAUUUAUGAACAAUAAGAUUAACAGAAAUACACGUCUCAACAAACAAGACGAAAACAAAACUCUGGAGAUAAUGUAUGUCACUGACAACAAUUCCUACGCGAUAAGUGUGGGCGUUAAUGAUCGACAGAAACCUGUUGCUGCCGAUAGCAACGAGGUCUACAGCAUUCUAUCUUAAGUUUGGAGUCGCUGUUCUGACAGAUAAUAAUUUAACUUUAACACAUUGUCCACGAUCAAAUUGAUAUAUAUUUAAUAUAUUACAUUACAGUGAGAUUAUUUUUAUUUUAAAUUGAAAAAAAAAUUGCUAUAUACACGUAUAGAAUAAUUUAUAGUAGAUUUUUGUAUCUUUACAAAAAUAUUUUGAUUAAUAGUUGUAAAAAAAUUUUGUCCUGUCUCUUCGUAAUUU
Messenger RNA from Cataglyphis hispanica, 4506 nucleotides. It is a transcript of the gene ZnT77C, whose product is annotated as zinc transporter 1. The coding region runs from base 851 to 2392 and encodes 513 amino acids. The record is from RefSeq and is a predicted model, not a curated record. Gene Ontology annotation, molecular function: zinc ion transmembrane transporter activity. The transcript is spliced from 8 exons. Lineage: Eukaryota; Metazoa; Arthropoda; Insecta; Hymenoptera; Formicidae. Gene Ontology annotation, cellular component: membrane. Gene Ontology annotation, biological process: intracellular zinc ion homeostasis; detoxification of zinc ion; zinc ion transmembrane transport.